AUGAAUCCAUAUAGUUCGAAUCCGGAUGAGAUCCCGGCAAGCGACAGGUACGCGGACUCACCGUUCUACGGCAGGUAUUUCCCGAAGCCGAAUGACUUUCGCGUCGACCUCCAGCAUAUCAACUCCCAUUCUGAAGACUCUCUGAAGUACUGGGCUUCUAUUGUUGCCCGCUGCAACGAAUCCGCCCAGAUAUUCCCCGCAGGUGAAGGUGGCCGCGAUGUCUUCGCUCUUGGUAGUGUUAUCAUUAAGUCGAGCCAUUUGCACCAGGAAAUGGAGAUUGACUACACAUAUGCCGACACUAAUGAAGUGCAAUCUAUCUCUAUUGCUAAGACGGUCUUAAAGGGAGUGAGGGUUCCAGAAAUCUUUUUUUCCGGCAGGAUUAACGGACGACAAGUCCUAGUCCAGGAGAGGCUUCAAGGGGUUGGCUUGAAUAUCGCAUGGCCCUAUCUCUCGGGACAGCAGAGGGACUCGUUCAAAACGCAAGCUCGUGAACUACUCCGGCAGCUGAAUUCUGUCACACCCCCUGGAGAUGUACGGACUCGUACACAUGUGGCUCAAGACCAAAAUAUUCUCACGAAUGGCCGCAUCCGCCCGAUCGAGGCUGAUAUUCUAUUCUCAUCCAAUAUCGAUGACGAUAUGGGCCUAAUGCACAACGACUUCACCAGGUCUAACUGUAUCGUAAACGAUGACAAGAUUGUGGGCUUGAUUGAUUGGGAAAUGGCGGGUUAUUUUGGUUGGAAGACAGCCGCUGAGGUCCACCGAAAGAUCAGAAGUCCACAGAGAGAGCAUUUCGCCAAAGUUGACUUGAGCGAGGAGGAGCUGCUUGAAAUAAUGUCAUGGAACGAUCUCUACGAUAAGGAGUUGGAGAAAAACUGA
Clonostachys solani is the source of this 876-nucleotide messenger RNA. The record is from the annotation of a GenBank genome assembly. Lineage: Eukaryota; Fungi; Ascomycota; Sordariomycetes; Hypocreales; Bionectriaceae.